This is a messenger RNA of Oncorhynchus keta (chum salmon), 5963 nucleotides long. RefSeq lists its product as uncharacterized. The transcript has 2 exons. The record is from RefSeq and is a predicted model, not a curated record. Bases 5007 to 5936 code for a protein of 309 amino acids. NCBI's taxonomy places the organism in Eukaryota, Metazoa, Chordata, Actinopteri, Salmoniformes, Salmonidae.
UAAAAGACAAAGAGGAAGGUGUGUCCAGUAGUGAUUCAUUUAAUUGUCUUAUCGAUCUAUCUAAGUUUUAUUUUCCAAGCGAUACAUAGCCGACGGGCAGAGUAGUGAGACUAAGUUGACUAAAGGUCUUCACACUUUAAACUAGAUACAUCACAGAGGGGAAACACUCAACCACAGGGAAAUCAUAUAGAGACUGGUAGGACUAGUGCUUAAUAAUAACUCAAGGACCAAUUAGUGGUGAAACAAAGAGUCUAGAGGAUAAAGGUGGGGUUCGCACAUCCCAGCUAGAGCUAGACCGUUGAGAGUGACAAGGCAAAAGACCUCUCUACGCGGACAACGUUUCGAUAUAGAAAGAGAGGCAGGGCUACGCGAGCGGUCCUGGUUAUACCGAGAUAACCUGAAGUACCUAUAGUGCCCUGUCCGAUCCAGGGAACGGGACGCUAACCACCUCUAGCAACCCCGCUGCCGGCCAAGGGGCGGGGCUGAAGGUUUCGUAUCGCGACACUUGGCGCCCAACGUGGGGCCCCACACCUCUAUAUAAGACUCUACUACUACCUGAGUUAACGGCCCCUACCAGCGCUCUAUUUCCAAACAACUUACUAAAGUAGGUAUCUUUAAAGAGUUAGAGAUAUGGCUACGGCAGUACGUUUCGUCUUACCGGAUCUACCAUGGGGUAAACUGAGAGCGGUAGACCAGACAGCCAUAAAACAUCUUCUGGGAAUGGAAGGAAGGGAAACUUUCUGGGAUGAUAAAAAUUCCAGAAAAGAACCCUAAAUGGCAACUACCAUAGAUACUAUGGCAGCUCAUGAGGAGCAAAGUAGGGUAGAAAAUAAUGGUACAGUACAGGAAAUGAUACGCAGGCAAAAGGCAGGUCUACCCAACAGUAGGCUCGCAAUGUGCGUACCAGGAAUACCCUGGGGCCGCUGACCAAGAGGGAACAGACGGCCCCUCCAAUUACAGGAUUAGGCAAAUAGCCCUGAAUCCUAAGAAUUUCCAGUGAAGACUGAUCAACUUCACUGGAAAUUGUUGGAACAGGUGGAAAUUAAUUAUAAAAUGACACCAGUCUCUAUUCAAAGUGUAUAACAAAUAAUUGUAUUAUUUCCUUGGGAAAGUAAAGCUAACAUAGUGCGUAAGUGUCACUAUGGGCGUUGUAUGAGGGAAAAUCCCUGAGAAAUAAGAAAGUACUAUAGAGUUUAUAACUAAAUAGGAAAUCUAAAUACAAUCUCAAGGUAAAGAGCAAUGGCGGAUUAGAGUCUACUCUUUGAGGGAAAAUCCCUGAGAAAUAAGAAAGUACGAUAGAGUUUAUAACUAAAUAGGAAAUCUAAAUUAAAUCUCAAGGUAAAGAGCAAUGGCGGGUUAGAGUCUACUCUUUGAGAAAAAAAUCCCUGAGGAAACUAGAAAAUAUUAUAGAGUUUACAACUAAAUAGGAAAUUUAUACAAACCCCAAGGUAAAGUUAACAAUAAGUUAACAAUAGUGAAUUAUUUUCAGCGUCGUUAAGGCAGACAGACCUCGUAGUAAUACGAAAUUGGGUUCUAAUUAAAGGUCAUUCCAGAAAAAGAAGGGGGCCAGAGGAUGUAAGUGUGUAUUGUGGCAAAGUGGCCUUCUAUGCACAGCCCUGGUACCCCAUGGCAAUGGCCCUGCUACAAGACGGGACUCCAACGAAUCUAGGAGACACUAGUGUAAUGUUGAGAGCCAUGCAGGAAGAUUUAUGUUAAAUAUUUAGGGUAUAUUUUAAGCCAACAGGGCAGAAAAAAGAUGAAGUUAGAAAAGGAGUGAUUUUAUAAGCAUUAAAUUUAGUUAUGAAAAUAAAUAUGUUGCAGUUCUUAGGGAUAAUAAAGUACUGUAGGUAAUGGAUCACAUACUACGCAACAUAUAUAAAAUUAUUGAUGAGACUGAGUUAAGAUUAACCCAGGUUAUUGUUAGAUAAAAUACAGUGGACUCCCGAAAGAGAGAUUUCAUUAGUACAGAAAACAUAUGCUAUGUUUAGCAGCGUUUUGCCUUAUCUAAUCAUUUGAAGGUUUGUCUUCAAAUAGUAGAAAGAUUACAAGAAUAUAUGGCAUCUGUUGUGACCCAGGGUCAUUGAGAGUAUCCGGUUAAUUAAGUUGAACAAUAUAAUUAUCUACAUAAAAAUGUUGAGUUCUAUAAAAUGCAUUAGUGUAAACAGGGAGACAGUGAGACAGUCAGUCAAUAUUUGGAGACAGAGACCAUAUCUGGUACUGUCAGUAUUAGCUGCGGCAACAGGAAGCAGAUGCAGAAGCGAAAAGGCAGGUUUUAAACCACAGCCAUUAAAAGCAGCAGUUAAGAGGAAGUUAAACAUAGACAUAACUACAUUGAAAGAGCUGAGACAGAUAGUGACCCAUGUGCAAAUGUAUUAGGUCAGUUAGACACUGACACAGGAGUAGGGGAAUGGGACUUUAAUAAAUAAUGCAAAGAGUGGACACCUAAAAUUUCAGGAUGGACUUUAAAAAAUAAAUGAAAAUAAUAAACCACUUACGGAUAAAUAUGCUACAAGGAGAAGAAAAUCUCCUCAGCUUAUUGGACGCUAAAUAAUUAUAAGUAAGGGGAGUCAUAAAAAAAUGAUUUUUUUUUGGUUCCAGACCAAAUAGAAAGAGUCAGAACACACAGAGGCAGUAAUAGAGGCCCUAGACAGACUCAGCAGGGCAGGCAUGAAACUGAACUUGACAAAAACUCAUAUAGGUAAAGAGGAAGUGAACUUUCUCGGUUUCACUAUAGGCACUGGAAUAACCGCAAGUAAGAACUUCUUAGAAAAAGUAGCAGAUCUCAGCAAGCCUCACACAGUAAAGGAAAUGCAGAGGGCCCUAGGCAAAAUAGGGUAUCUGAGAAACCACAUCAAAGGGUAUAGCAGGGCUGCAAAGCAUUGCUACAGAGGCAUAACAAGAGAAGAGUGUCAAAAAGCCAUGUCUCACAAAGAAUAUGGCAGACAACCCAUUAAUUGGGACAAAAAGAUGGAAGACUCAUGGGAGAACUUGAAAGUGAUGGCCCUGGAGGCUCAGGAGAAUGAGCCCAGAGAUCCGACGCUACCGCUCUGGCUAUGCCUUAAACUAGAAGGGCCAGAGGUGGAAAGAGACGGGUACAUCUGGAUAUCAAACGAACUCUCACCAAAAACAAUCAAAUGUUACAGCAAACAGCUUAAGGGGCCCAUCAUGAAGUACUCCAGUGCAGGGGCAAAAUGGCCCUGCUAGAGUUAUACUGGAACAAAAUAGUGUCCCUUGCCCAAGGACAGGCCAUAAUCAUAAAAGACACAGAACUAAAUGAACUAUGGGCCAUUAACCAUACAAAAAAAAAAAUGGUAGGUAUUAAAACCACCACUUGGGAUAAGUGGAGGAACGUACAUGCCACCAAAGGAGUUAUGUUCAUCAGUGACCAAGGAUGGGACACUGACGAACCAGGACCAGGACCUACAACAGUCAAGGUAAAACCAAAGGAGGAUAAACCUAGGGACAUAGUAGUGCUCACGGAUGGAAGUGAGAAAACAGGAAGUAACCAAGUGGGGUUUUAUUGAAAAAAAAAAAAACAAAGCCACUGGUGAAACACUCAUAAAAAGGAAACAAGAAAUAGCAGGCACUGCCCAGAAAGCAGAAGUCAUGGCCAUAAUGGAAGCACUGCUACACUGUUCCACAUCCAAUCUAAAGAGAAUAGAACUGGUUACAGACAGUUACUACAGUGCCCAGGCCAUGACUUCUGACAAAAAGAUAUGGCAGAACAAUGGUUACAGAAGUGCUAAAAACAAAACAAUUCAGCACGAAGGAGAGUGGAGAAAGAUCCAUGAGUUAAUGGAUUGAAUGGAUAUUGUUGUCAGUCACCAAAAAGCCCACACAGUAGAUGGGGGAGGAAAAGAAGCUGACUUCAAUCAACAAGGCAACAGGGACGUAGAUGAACUAGCCCAGAUGGGCAGAAUAAUUCUCUACAAAACUGAAGCAGACUAACUCAAGGUGUAACACAUAGAUUGGGGACAUCUAGGUCCCAAAAUCUUCAUGAAGCGUCUUAGACAGGACCAGAUUGAAUUUGACCCAGUAGAGGCCAAACUGGUGUGCCAGCAGUGCAUUACCUGUCAAGAGCAAAAGCCUAGUAAUCUAGGAAGAGUGUCUGAUCAACACAUCAAAACAUGCACGCCCUGGAGUCAAAUAGCAUUAGAGACUAUGGGUCCCAUGAAAAGUGCUACGGUACUGGGACAUAGGUAUGCUAUAGUAGCGGUGUGCAUGGCAACGGGCUACACAAUGGUACACACAGCGAAAACAUGCAAUGCUCUGCCUGUGUUGACAAUGCUUAACCUUUUGACUUUGACCCUAGGAAGGUUUCAAUCGAUCAGGACUGACGAAGGACGUCAGUAUAAAAACCAAAAGGUAGAGGAAUGGUGCACCCAGAGGGGAGUAAAGCACACUUUCUCACCUCCCUACACACCUCAAGCAAAUGGGUGUGCAGAGAGGACCAUUGGCAAACUCAAAACAACUUUGGGGUUGUGGAGAGCGGACAAAGAUUGGGGACCAAAGCUAGUGCAAGCAUGCAUAGAGUUAAGUAGCACCCCAACCAGUUCAGGGCCUAGUCCAAGAGAGUUAAUGGGAUUACCAGGACAAAAUAGUACGGUGGAUAUUCCUAAUCCCCAGUCUACCCCUCUACCUUGUGUUUUAGAGGUAGGAGACUGGAUCAGGAUUAGAAAAAUCCAGCGGCAGACAACAGUGACCUGGUAAUACCCAAGAAAUACGGUAAAAACGUAUUAUUGAGGAAAUAAUAAGCGCUAAUACUGUGAGGACAGCUUGUGGAAGAACAGUUGACAUAGCACAACUUAGGAAAGUAUUUCCUCUGCAAUAGUACCAGACUGGAAAUACCUCCUAGAGUGCAGAGCAGGCCUCCAAGUCAGGAGGAGUCCAAACACCAUUUUAGGGCCUCAAAGGAGGGAGCACGGGAAGAGUAGUCCGGGAACGAAGCGUUCCGACAGGUCUACCUGGCUCAAGCAGACUGAAGUGUGUCCCUUGUGACGUAUGCAAUGAGCCCACUGGCGAUAUGCAAUACGAAGGGCCCGCUGAGCAUCAGGCAACUAGAGGUGUGCUCUGAUGGAGCCUCAGGAGAGUAUAGGUGCAGGUAUGGAAGAGUUCAGACAUGUGGCAGGUGCAACUGCAACACAGACAAAGAUUGCCUGGAAUGUCACAGACAGAGGGUAACAGAGGUCAAACUAACCAGAGGGGCCCUCUUAACCCCAGUUAGAAUAGAAGCACCACUCUGGCCCAUUCCCACUGGAACCACAGGCCCAGACCCAGCUCCAACAGGCCAAAGGUUCCAAUUUACCUCUAGUUAUGAGUUCCUGAGAGCCAGAGACUUGGGGGAGGGACCCUCAGAUGGGUUUGGAAUAGACAGAGUCAACAAGCAGGCCUGGAUGGAAACAGGACAAGGGGACUGGAUCCUAGUAGACCCUAGUGUCGCCUGGGAUGGAUUGCUUCUGGAGUCCACAGGUUGGGACCAGGUGGACAGAUAUCCCCUAGACAACAACCAUGAGGCUAACCAACACCCUGGAUGGAUGAGGAGGUGUUGGUGGGAAGGGCAGUGCAGGCCAGUUAGAGAACUACUCUGGGGCAGAGCAAUGACAAAGGAACAAAUGUUCACUUUUGUCACCCCCAUGACUAGAGGAAAUGAUGUCCCUCCCCAUGAUGGAGAUGGCAGGAGAAGGUACAGGUUAGGCCUAGGAUGGCAGCUGUAUUUAGCCCAGGACCCAGUAUAUAAAACUGAAGGGGUCUACUCUUGUCACAAGUACAUAUGUAGAGAUAGUGCUGCUGGAGAGGGAAAAGGUAAACAAAAGGCAGCACUCAAAAAAGAACAAAGCCCAACUAAGAAAUCAUUCCUGGCUAGGGUAAAAUUGGUUUUUGGAUCAGACCCUGGAGAGGGCCUAUACAAACCCAGAAACCCAAUGGUUAAAAAAUAAACUAAGAGAUGCUCUCCCUCUUCUACU